Molecule: messenger RNA, 667 nt
Organism: Funneliformis mosseae
Lineage: Eukaryota; Fungi; Glomeromycota; Glomeromycetes; Glomerales; Glomeraceae
Source: the annotation of a GenBank genome assembly
UUGUGGUUCAACACGUAUUCCUAAAAUUCAAAAGAUGGUAUCUGAGUUCUUCAAUGAUAAAGAACCAAACAAAUCUGUUAAUCCUGAUGAAGCCAUGGCCUAUGGUGCCACCCAAGAUUUACUUUUACUCGAUGUCGCUUCUUUAUCUCUGGGUAUUGAAACUACCGGCGGUGUCAUGACACCGUUUAUUAAACGUAAUACUACAGUACCUACUAAGAAAUCCGAAAUUAUUUCAACAGAUUUUGAAAAUCAAUCGGAAAUGAUUAUUCGAAUUUAUGAAGGUGAACGUGCCUGUACUAAGGAUAACAACUUGCUUGGAACAUUCGAAUUAACUAGAAUUCCGCCAGCACCAAAAGGUGUUGCACAAAUCGAAGUCACAUUGGAUAUUGAUGGAAAUGGUAUCUUAAACGUAUUUGCUGUUGAUAAAACAACUAGACGAUCGAAUAAGAUAUCCAUCACGAAUGACAAAUGUAGAUUGUCAAAGGAAGAAAUCGAACCUGCCAAAGCUGAGAAAUAUCGUGAAAACGAUGAGAAAAUUGCACAAAAUAUACAGACACGAAAUCGUUUGGAAAGUUAUGCAUAUAACUUACGUAAUAUACUUCACAGCGAACAAGUUGCUGCUAAUAUUGACCUAGCAAGCAAGAUGAAAAUUGAAGAUGCAAUUUAA